This is a messenger RNA of Penicillium verhagenii, 999 nucleotides long. RefSeq lists its product as uncharacterized. Bases 1 to 999 code for a protein of 332 amino acids. The transcript is spliced from 3 exons. NCBI's taxonomy places the organism in Eukaryota, Fungi, Ascomycota, Eurotiomycetes, Eurotiales, Aspergillaceae. The record is from RefSeq and is a predicted model, not a curated record.
AUGACUCAGUCAACUUCUCACCGUCGUUCUCCCUCUGCUCCUCAUACAAAGUCCAAAUUGUCUCGUCCUGCUUUACAUCGGAGAGGCACUUCAGCCCUCAACGUCUCCAUCUCUAAGCUGGGUGCUGGUUCGGCUUCGGGACAUACUCGUGCGAGCAAGGACGACGACGAAUUCGAUAUGGCCGCUAGUUUCCUCAACUUCUGUGCCAUGUGCGAAAACCAAAUUACCGUCCCCAACAACUCCAUCCUCUAUUGCAGUGAAAGCUGCCGCCGCAAAGACUCCUGCAAACCUCUCUCCGCCUCACUACCAUCAAUGUCUAACAUGUCCUCAAUGACCACAACACCCCCUCACUCCCCCCCUCUCUCCCCACGCACAAUCGUGGCCCCCAUGACGCCCACUCGCCCCGUCCCAGGCCUCCGCAUACCCGAGAACAACCACGACGGCCGCUCAGAUCUUGACCCCACCGAAUGGAAGCCAGUAUUACUGUCCUCCCGCUCAUCCACCAGCCUAGCCUCCUCCGACGCCUGGAACUACCUCUCCCAGUUCCACGGCGGCAACGAGGCCCUCCUGGCUCGCCGUGCCGCUCGCAGCACCUCCAGCCUCCCCGCCCUGGUCGGCGGCACUGGAGUCCACGGCGCCACCGUGCCCCCAUCCCUAACCAACACGCCCUCCACCGUCGCCAGCUCCUUCAGCAGCACGGCCUCGGACGACCACGAGCUCGGCCUCAUGUACAGCGUUACCUCGGGUGCCGGCUCGGUCCACCGCCCCCUGCCUCCCCGUCACAACCCCUACUUCGGCAGCAUGACGGCCAUGAACAAGAGCAAGGGCGUGGACUUGGUGGUUCCGCAUCUGGGACCCGUCGCUCACGACGAUGUGCCCGUGGAGGUUGUGGAUAGUGCGGAUGUCUGGGAAGAUGCGCAUGAGAACCAGCGUGUGCUGAAGACGGCGCCGAUUUCAAUGGUGCAGAGCGGCGGGUCCGCGCGUCUUCGUUCCGCUUGA